This is a messenger RNA of Ceratina calcarata, 3743 nucleotides long. RefSeq lists its product as uncharacterized. The coding region runs from base 181 to 3447 and encodes 1088 amino acids. Lineage: Eukaryota; Metazoa; Arthropoda; Insecta; Hymenoptera; Apidae. The record is from RefSeq and is a predicted model, not a curated record. The transcript has 14 exons. Gene Ontology annotation, cellular component: extracellular region. Gene Ontology annotation, molecular function: protein binding.
CCGGACUCGGUUAUCUCGUAUCCUGCUUGGUGCACGAUUUCCCGCUGUCGGCGAAUCCGCCCUUGGAACCAGCUUUCCCUCGAUAGUCCGCGUAUAUUCGGUUUCGUCGUCGAUCGCAAUCGGUUGGAAGAUUCGUGGUACCGUGAGACGAAAUCGUUCGGCGGUUCGAUUCGCGGGUGAAUGUCGACUGUCAGGAAGAACAGGAUGACCCUGACCAGUCUGGGUGGAGUUCUUGCCAUCCUGAUACUACUGACGAUAGAGACCUCGUGGACCAGAGCCAAGCCUCAGCAGAUUAAACCUGGAUGCAGGUACGAAGGACGAAGGUACCAGGACGGCACGCCGGUGGUCACGUCCGAACCAUGUUUGCAGUGUAGGUGCACCGAGGGUGCGCUCAGAUGUCGUCUUCGAGUUUGUCCACGGCUACCGAAUUCGCCGCCCCUCGGUUGUCGCGUUCGUCCGCCCGGAGAGAACGUCUGCUGCGCGGAAUUAGUUUGCGGCGAGACACGCGAUGCCGAGAACAUGCUACGCAGAUCGAACAUUCGUGUGGAGCAAGAGGAGAAGAGUGGAACUCAGCAGAGUUCUCGUCUUCAAGGUUGCCUUCACGAGGGCGUGAGAUACGGGCCUGGCUCGGCGAUGAUGGGCUCGCGUAGAUGCGAGUACUGCUACUGCAUCUCCGGCGCUAGAAGAUGCAUCAGACCGAAGUGCCUGCUGCCCUUGCCAGGAUGCACGCCCCUCUACGCCCCGCAUUCGUGUUGCCCCGUUGCCUACAAUUGCACCCAACUCUACUCGUCGACCCUGGCGCCGAUCAUGGGAAAUGGGUGUCGCGUGGGCUCGAGGGUGUAUGAGGAGGGUGAGAUGGUCCGUGACAUCGAGUGGAAGGCCGCCUGCGACAAUUGUUUCUGCGCUAUGGGCGCGGUACGCUGUGUUCCCCUUGCCUGCGCACCACCUCUUCAAGGGUGCAGCCCGAUCGUACGCGAUGGUCACUGUUGCCCGUCCACCUACAACUGCAGCGGUAGCAUCGAAGUUAAGGCCACCCAGAACUACGCAUCGUAUGCCUUUAUCAGCAAGGACUACGCCAAGUUCCGCAAGGAGACCAAUUUCUUUCCGGUAGUCGAUCAGAUAACAAAUCCACCGGUGGAGGGACGCGGUCAUCGGGUAGUCGAGGAUUCGAGGGUCGAGUCGAGCACAAGGGAGAUCGACGAGGAAUCUUCGAUCGCGACCGAAUCCACAUCCUGGCCGUCCACCUUCGAAACGGAUAUCAUGGACAACGAAAUCCUCGAGACGGUUGGCUACCUGAAAUCCAGCUCCGAGAUCACAGCUACAACAGUCGCUUCGCUCGAAGAGUCAACAGCACAGGAGUCAAUGCUGACUCAUAAGAGCGAGGAUGUUUUCAACGAUUUAUCAACGAUUUUCACGACGAUUGACUUCGAGACGACUACAAUCAACAAUGUGGAGGAGGAUCUAGCAACAGACGAUACUGUAACUACGGCAACAGAGGAAUUGACGACACUGUUAUCGGAUGCAAUCGGAAAUGAUAGCGUGACGGAGAUGCAAGAGAAGCAGCUCAAUUUGACUUCGAAGACCAAAGGCACAACCUCGUUCACGAGCGAGGAGCUUGAACUACGUUUCGAACACGUCAACUCGACGGCAGAACCAGUGACGGUGGUCACGGAGUCAACGGGCAAAGGGUCCGUCACCAGGACGUCAUCCACCGUGCUAAUGCCAGACGACAUUCUGGUGAUGAACGUGACUGUGAAAACGAACGUCUCCGUGGGUCACAUACACGGUGUCACGAUCAACCCGAUCAGGUCAAUCCCGCCGGACGUCGAGGCCAUUCUGAACAUUACUCACCGUGAGAAGGAUGACGAUUACGAUUACGACUACAGCGAACCCACACUGCCUCCGUCGUUACCGAAUGUCAGGAUAAUACCAUUCGUGGCGGCAGACGCAUUGGUGAAAGAAAAGACAGUACCAUCCCCGGUUACCGGAUACCCUUCCGGCUCGGUGGUCGUGCCUCCGGAGCUACGGCCCACUGACACCUCAGGAUUUUACGAUAUCGCUACUCAGGAAAACAGAUUCAGCCCGCCAGUUGAGACGGAAGGUGGAUUUCUUCCAAGGGAGCCACCCUACUUCGAUGCACCAUACCAUUCAACUGAUUUGAAUCUUGAAAUUGGGACAGGCGUCACCGUGGUCCCAGCACCCAUAACAAACUCUCAUCGUAAAGCGAGCAACUGUCUCUUCGAGAAUAUGGAGUACCGGCACGGCGAGAUUCUGCCGAGCAGCAGUAUCUGCGUGAUUUGCAUGUGCUACUACGGCGAGGUUGUGUGCUCCUCAGAAAAAUGUCCGCCGCUGAAAAUCGGAUGUAGGAGGAUCAACACUGAGGAGACGUGUUGCGGGAAAGUUGUAUGCGUGGAGGCGGAAGAAUCGCCGACAGUGGUGUUGGAUCGUGCAGAUGCAACUGCACCGUCGCUUCAUCAGCCGAUAGUGUCACCGGAUCCAUUCCGCGACGUGAUCAAGACGGAACCAGCUCCAGAUCUGCCAUCCCUCAUUGAAGACAUGAUACCAUACCUUGUGGAGCAUGGAAUCACUACUCCGAGACCGUCCAUCCCUAGCACGCCAAAAGCUUUGCCAUUGCAAGGACCGAACUCUCAACGCUUACCGAAUUUCGACUUCGUCGACAAUUUGUCUUUGCUACGUCCACCAUACAGACCAGAGGAAAAUUCGGACAUACCAGUCUCCAAUAAUAAAUACGAUAUAAAUCCGGAGGGACAUUUUAAAGACGGGAUCGAAUCAAACCAUAAUUCAAAAAAGGCUGAACAGUACGUGGAUCACGUUUCUGAAGCAAUCCCUUAUAGAAUCAGUUCUUUGGUGACAGAGCAUACUACUAAGAAGCAGAAAGAUUCUCCUAACAAUAUAACAAAACCCGAUUCUAUUAAAUUGAACGACCGAAAAGAGAACGAUACCGAUAUUUCGUUUAAACCGAAGAUCGACGAAUCACAAUUAAAAUUGAACAGUUCUCAUUCUCAUACCAGUACCGAUAAACCAAAUUCAGAUUUAGAAGACUCUAUAUUUUCAUUUGACAGCGUUUUGGAUUUAUUGUUUUCAUCGGAUACAGUAAAUGACAAUAAGAACAAAAGCGUAAAGACAACGGAAACUCCAACUACCGAUAGAUCUCCGACUACCAAUUUCGAUUACAAAGCGGAGGAGAAAACGAGUUCGCUCAAUGCGAAUGAGAAAAUAGAAAACCCCGUGACGGAAGUUGGAACGGCUUCCAAGUUGUUCGAGAACGAAAUACCCAUAUCGGUGGCGAGUUUAUUGAAACUGGCCGGAUGUAAUAUUUACGGAAGGAUGUACCGGGUCGGGAGGAUCAUCACCGAAUUGUCAGGUCCGUGCCUAGAGUGCAGGUGCACGGAAAUCGGGGUGCAAUGCAAGCAACUCGAAUGUUGAUCGCGGCUGCCCGUGCUCAUGCCCGGGCCCGGCUGUUUUCCUUGUGAUUAGGUUCGUUUCAGUUAAUGGAUUCACUGCUGCGUCAUUCGAAGUGGUUCCCAGGGGCAAGUUUCGAUGGUCGUCACGAGAUUUCGGGGGUUCGCGGGAUUUAAUUAAUGCCUCCUGUGCUGAGAUCUUGUCUACUGUCUUAAUUGACAGAUAUUUCAUAAUACAUUACAACCUUUUUCUUCCUCUUUGAAGAUUGUCAAACUGAUAAUUGUGAAUAAUUCUGAUUAAAACAAAUAUUGUGAUCAGUA